Molecule: messenger RNA, 4029 nt
Organism: Lindgomyces ingoldianus
Lineage: Eukaryota; Fungi; Ascomycota; Dothideomycetes; Pleosporales; Lindgomycetaceae
Exons: 2
Coding region: 1-4029 (1342 amino acids)
Biological process (GO): regulation of ribosomal protein gene transcription by RNA polymerase II
Cellular component (GO): nucleus
Molecular function (GO): protein binding; DNA-binding transcription factor activity; sequence-specific DNA binding
Source: RefSeq, a predicted model, not a curated record
AUGGACUUGGCGUGUUGGUGUAAUCCAAUACAGUGUGUGGUUAUGUAUCAGAACGAUGAACAGAUGAUCGCUAGAACGGAGAGUACCUCAAUCGGGAUGGUGGAGGCUGAGUGCGGGAUGCCGAUUACCCUCGGAGUUGAGGGUAGCGACGCAAACGCACGUGCCGUAGGCUUGGGCCGGGAUUUGCCGCGUGCGGAAGCAUCAGCCUCCCGGCCUCAACACUUGCAUGGGCCGACAACGCCGACCAACAACCUCGACAUCUCCAUCGCCGACCCCUUCGCGCUCGACCAGCUAAAUCACUACGACCAAUUCGGUGACCCUCGGAGUUAUUCUGAUUUUGCAGAUCGCACUGCAUCCACUACAGACUUCAACACCUGCAAGGGCCACAUCCACGGACACUUCGAACUCCACACCCACUUCGUCAUCCGCUCCAGCUCUGCCUUACACCAUGACGGCGACGGCAUGGACGACGUGAGCGACCCACUGUCAGAGCACAGUGGCAAUGCGCCUGCGAAUAACCAUGUCGCGCCUUCCGACUCUGCCAUCGCGCCUGCCACCACCAACACCGAAACUCCCUCCAAGCUCGACACUAUGGAAGGCGCCCCCCCCGUCGACUACCCAUCUGGUUUCGCGGCUGCCCCGCUCGAGCAGCCCGUACACAACACCACCCCCACUAUAGACGACCUCCCAGAGGGCCCCCUUCCCGGCCACCAGCCACUGCUGAACAAUAACAAUAUGUCUGCCUUUGCGCGUCUGCGAUUCCCCGAUGGCUCUUAUUACAUGCACACCUACUCGGUUAUACUGGGUCGCAAUCUCACACUGGCCCACAGAGACCAGCGCCGUCUCGCCUUGGCCAAACGCUACCACGAACAGGGCGACGACAAGCGCGCACGCGCCGCGCUGGAGGGUAGAGGUAGGAAACGGAAGCAGGUAGUUGGCUCAGCCCGCAGUGUCGUCAGCGAGGUAGGCGGCAUUGUCAACGCCCCGAUGGCCGCUAUGCCCCAAGCGUACCAGCAGCGCCGCCAGAGCGCUGCCUCUCAAUCACUUAGUGGGUCAUCUGCUCACCGCCACGAAGAUUCCCCUGGCCAGGAGGAACCAGUCGAGCAUGCGCCACAGGAUGAGCUUCUUCUGGCCUUCUCCGAAGUCCCAGAGCAGGAGCAGCUUAAUAGCGAAGUCCCUGAAAAUCCGAACGAAUGUCCGCUAGUACCUAUCCACCCCCAGCGCAUCACUGAGCCUACCGGUGCAAGAGGGCCGAAAGGUAUCUCGCGACAACACGCAAAGAUUGCCUACAAUUUCGAGCAUAGUUGCUUCGAGCUCGAGGUUCUCAGUUCUAAUGGCUUGUUUCAUGAGGGCGAGUUCCGGGGAAUGGGGAGCACUACCCCCCUGGAUCAUGGCGACAACAUUAUCAUCGGCUUAGUCCACUUCAACUUCCUACUCCCUGAUGUAGCUCUAGAUCAACGCGACCGGCGAGACUCAUCGUCUCGGCCAAUGAGUUUCGCCUUCAUAAACGGACAGGGAGAACCCGAAAGCCAGGAAGACAUGGACGACUCUGACGGUGAGGAGCUUUACGCCAAUCCAAAGCAUGUGUUCCACUUCCCGCCUGAUCAGGCCUAUGAUUCUGGGGAUGGUGACGAAGACGAGGAGGAGCCUUUUACCCCAGAACCUCACCGUAAGAAGCAAACUCUGAAGUUCAAGAUGCCUAAACACAAGCCUAAACCGCAAACACCACUUCCGCAGUCUCGGAAACCUGCAAAGACGGAGCGUGCACGCAAGGCAAUCCGCCUUCCUUCGCCUCCAAAACCCCCUACGAGAGCCCCUAAAGGAAAUCCGAAGGAGACUCUCAAGGAACAGAAAGAGAAGGCAAAGGCCCCCGCAAAAGAACCAUCCAAGGAGAAAGCUAAAGAGAAACUGGAGCCAACCAAGGUCGUCAAAGACGCCGGUCCAACCCAACCGAAGAGGCCAGCUAUCGAAAUACAAGGCUCCUCCGACGCUGAGGAAGGAGUUAUUACGAAAGAGUUUGUUGCAAGACAUGGUCUUUCAGACAUUCUGAUUGGGCAGCCCUUGGUGAAGCGGAAAGGUCCAGGUCGGCCGCCUAAAGACGGGAUGAUGUCGAAGCGACAGCGUUCUCAGCUUGCAAAGUAUGGCAAGGAGUUAGAAAAGGCACGAGCCGCGGGUCUCGACAUAACGGAGCUAUCCACUCCAACCACCAAGCCAAAGCCUGCACGCCCUCGUAAAAACUCGACGCUGGGCGAGGAUGACGAUGGAGAUAUCAGAGAAACAACAGAGAAGACCGGGGGCGCUGCAAGCCCUGAGGAGAAAAGGGCUACGAAACCCAGCAAGCCUACGAAAUCACCUUCUCCCCAAAAGAAGGAAUCAGAUUAUACGGAAGAGCAGCUGCAGCGACCUAGCCAAAACUAUGUCGUGCUGAUUCAUGAGGCAAUAUCCAGCACUGACAACAAAUGCAUGAACCUCCAGCAACUCUACACAUACAUUGAGACGCAUUACCCAUAUUACAAGUUCAGGACGUCGACAACUGGAUGGCAGUCAAGUAUAAGGCACAAUCUUAUUGGCCAUGACGCUUUUGUAAAGGGGGAUAAGGAGGGCAAGGGCUAUCAGUGGAAGCUCGAUCCCAACGUCUCCAUUGAAAAGGAGAGGCGGAAGAGGCAAGUCAGCCCGCCAGUUGUGAACCAAGCACAAAGACAAGCCUACUACCCUCAUCCAAAUGGCUAUCCACAAUACGCAUCAAAUUCCUACUAUCCACAGGCCCCACCUGUAGCUCCUCCCAACGGCGUACCACAAGCUCCUGCUCCAAAUGCCGGCCCUCGCCUUCCACCUAGCCUCGCGCGUAAUACUACGGCCGAGCCCGCGCCGCAAGCCAACACCCACGCGUCGCCGUAUGCGUCGCCGUGGGCAGGAGGGAAGAGCGUCGAUGGACAAGUGAAUUCGAACCCUCCGCAUCCAUAUCCCACUGCCAACUCACAAUCUCUUCCCGCGAACUCAGUAGCGGCAUCGAGCGGCCAGUACGGUGUUUUGAUGCCGACGAGCGGCCCGUACACUCCCUAUGGCGGAUAUUCCACGGCAAGUCCCUAUGGCAACCAAUACGCUACGGCGGGAGCAAGCCCUUAUAUUAGCGCUUCCGGUCGGCCCUACAAUUCAACCCAAAUCACGAGUUCAUCACCAAAUGUUCCGCAGGCUACCUCUGUUUCGUCGCCACAUCAGUCUUCUCAGCAGACUGAUGUAUCAGGCCCUAACCAUCUGCCAAACCCCCGAAACUCUGGUCGAUACCCGCUCGACAUCAGCGAAGAAGUAAUUCACCAACUUGAGGCCUUCCGAAAAACCUUUAUCAAGGAAUCUCCUGACAAAACACAUGCAACUCGAAAGAUUGACAACACAAUCAAAGGCUUCGUAAGACCAGAUCAAGCAGCGAAUCUCGCGGUUGACGAAAAGAACCUUUUGGCAAGCCUGCUCACUAUCCCGGUACUAAGAGAUGCUUUCAUUUCUCCCAGGGCGGAGGAUAACAAGCAGGCCGCGUUUAUUAAGGAGGAGCGCAGGGGCAGCAGCCAGUCAAUGGCAAUUGACAUCGAAAUGAAGGAUGCGCUAACGACGACUGCUGCCCAGAUAUCCGCAGCUACUACUGCUGCUUGCGACGCGGCCGUCGUGGCGGCAUCCAAUCUGUCUCCGACUACCUCAUCCUCGAAUUGGCCCAUCGACAUUCCCUCGUGGCCCUCCCAGCCACACAAAUUCACACCCGACAUGGCCGGCCUCCCCCGCUCAACAUCCUUCUCCAUCACCCGGCCCCAAACGCCUCAAAACGCCGCACGACCCAGUGUCGAACCCCUUACUCCCGUCCCAGGUAGCCCUGCGAUCGGAACCACGACCACUGUAACACCGACAACGGGUGGUGGUGUCAAGCGCUCUUUUGAGGAGAUUUCCCGCAACGAUGAUGUAGGUGCAGGUGCCAACGGAAAGGAAAGGGAAUCAGAAGAGCCAGUCACAAAAGUCCACCUCGUUGGGUCUUUCAAAACUUAG